UCAAGCCACACACAACGCAGCGUGCGCAGUUGAACAUUGUGAACUGUGACAACGAGUCACUGUGACUGUCACAACAUUUAAUCACUUAAUCACGCAAUCACGGAUCACGUUACACGAUACACGUUACACGCCACGCGGAUCACGAGUUACACGAUACGAAUCACGCGAGUCACGAAUCACGAAUCACGCGGGUCGCAUUUUGACAGUUUUCGAAGUGUCGAAUUGAAUCGCUGUGAAAUGAACGCAACUUACCACAUUAAAGAGUUUCUCAAAGACAAAAGAAUCUGAGAAAAACAAAAAGAAAAGGAAAGGAAAGAGCAGAGAAAUCAAAAUACACGCGCUCGAAUGCGUUACGGUGCGCAUGAAAUGGCGGCACGCAGUUCGCGCUACAUUGAAUCCAAACGCAUCACUUACAAAUUGCUGUAGUCCGCAAAAGUUAUAAUUCAACAGCGUCACAAAUUGCGCAUGAAAUGUUGUUGGAAUACUUUAUGGCGAUGCUUGUGAUCAUGGGAUUAACCACAACAUUCGAUAAGCACAGCACCAGGCAUAUGCCACACUUUGCACUGGCCACGGAGCUCUCCAACAUCAUACCCGAGGACUUUGAGCCGCACUUUGACAACAGCACGGACCGUGAAAUAAUUGCCGCCCUCGGGACAACAGCGCGUAUGCAUUGUCGUGUCCGCAGCCUCGGGGAUCGAGCUGUGUCUUGGAUUCGCCAGCGAGAUCUUCACAUUCUCACCAUUGGCAUCAUGACCUACACCAAUGAUCAGCGCUUUCUGGCCCGCCACAUCGACAACUCCGACGAGUGGGUGCUCAAGGUCGUGUCCGUGCAGCCUCGCGAUGCUGGCAUCUAUGAGUGUCAGGUCUCUACAGAGCCCAAAAUAAGCCUCGCCUACAAACUAAUGGUUGUGACAUCUAGGGCGCAAAUCCUGGCGAAUCGCGAGCUGUUCAUUCAAAGCGGCAGUGACAUCAAUUUGACAUGCAUCGCACCUCAGGCGCCAGGACCCUACACGCACAUGCUCUGGUACAAGGACACGGAGCUGGUGAGCGACUCGACCCGGGGUGGGAUUCGCGUCAUAUCCGAGCAACAGAUGAAGACUAGCAAUCUGGUGAUAUCGCGUGUCCUGCACACAGAUUCCGGCAAUUACACAUGUUCCGCGGAUAACUCAAACUCCGACAGCGUCUUUGUGCAUAUCAUUAAAAGCGAACAGCACGCGGCCAUGCAGCAUGAACUGGGCGUGAGACUGGAGCUGCCCAGCCUGUGGCUGCUCCUGCUCCUGCUGGCGGUUAUUCACAUGGCACCACCACGCCCCCAACAUCUCGUGGUCUAAGCUGAGCGGCAACUUAUGUUUGAUGUCUGCUUUGCGUCCUCUGCAGCUUUGGAGUGUACACCUGCCAAGUAUCGAGCGAUAGAUGUUGCCACGCCCACUGCCAGCCAGCCCACCAUCUGUACAUAAGCAUAGCUGCAAUUGAAGGCAAUCGGAUGCACCUGUAUAUAUGUAAAUCGGAGGUUUUGUUUGAACAGCUUUAAGUAUUUUUAUACGUAAUUAAGUGAAUAGACGCAAUACACUUACACUUACACUUACACCGAUGUAUGAGGAGUAUAUGACAUACGUACUAUAUGUGUGUACUUCAUCAUGGAGCAUCAAGCGAGUACUUCAAAAAGCAUAGCGUUAAUGAUUAAUCGAAUAGUCGAACAGAGUCGAGCAAUCGAAUAGCAAUAAGUAUAAUGAAUCGAAUAUGCAAACAUAAAAUCGAAAAGUUGUAAAUAAAUGUUUAAUCUUAAUUAACAAAUACCGUUGAAGUGUUGUCCACCUCCCCUCGCAAUCAUCCAGACCCAAGAAUAUGAGAAAUGAGACACGCACUAUUCAAAUAUUUCGUAGAUAUAUACACAUAGGUAUCUGU
Drosophila albomicans is the source of this 1905-nucleotide messenger RNA. It is a transcript of the gene dpr5, whose product is annotated as hemicentin-2. Gene Ontology annotation, cellular component: neuron projection membrane. Gene Ontology annotation, biological process: synapse organization. The record is from RefSeq and is a predicted model, not a curated record. The transcript has 6 exons. NCBI's taxonomy places the organism in Eukaryota, Metazoa, Arthropoda, Insecta, Diptera, Drosophilidae. The coding region runs from base 471 to 1331 and encodes 286 amino acids.